Molecule: messenger RNA, 306 nt
Organism: Trichoderma citrinoviride
Lineage: Eukaryota; Fungi; Ascomycota; Sordariomycetes; Hypocreales; Hypocreaceae
Exons: 4
Coding region: 1-306 (101 amino acids)
Source: RefSeq, a predicted model, not a curated record
AUGCGGCUGCAAGGCGUGAAACUAGUCAUCGUCUUGCCCGCUGCCUUCGCUGCACGGACAAAGCUUGCAUCGGAUUGUGUGUAUGUUGGUCAGUGGUACAUCUGGCCGACGAACGCGGAGGAGGGCAAGGAGGAGACGCUGCUGCUUGUUGGGGAUGAUGCUGUGAGGACUGGCUGGCAGAGCUACAAGGCCAAUCUCUGGACGUGGGAGCAGGGCCCUUGGGCGCCUAAGAGCAAACGAGUGGCCACAAGUGAAUCCCGUCUCCGCGAUCUUGACGACGAGGUCGUGGCGGGCGGCAAAGGCUGA